UGACUGGUCCAGUUGUCCGUGUCGCCGUCGUCAUCAUCAUCAUCAUGCAAACAAAGGAAAAAGAUGAACCUUCUCACGAGAAAGAAUGGAGGUCAAGUCGAGUCACACACGAGGGGAUCGAUCACGGCGAUUCUCUCUCGCCUUCAGCAGGAAGAUAAUGCAUAUGGAAGAUGUCCAAGCUAAUUUUUGUGGCAUAGAGGAAGAGGGUGUCUCCAUUCAUUCCCUCAGCUGCCAAUUUCACAAGCUAUCCACUGCUUGUCCAAAUCCCUGGUGACCUUUGUUUGCUCUUAUUUUUGGGAGAAAUUGAAACGUCCCUGGGAGGGAGUAGUUGAGGUUUGAACUACUAAGGAGGUAAAAAUCAUGUCUGAUAACGCCCAUCAAAUGGAAAGAAGCUAUUCAAUCCGGAGCCUUUCAAACAGAGGUGGUUCUGGUAUGCAGCAACUUAAUCACAUCUACUGCAAUUCGAGAUGACUAGCAGUUAUAUGGUGGAAUCAGGAUUCUUUGUGUCAUCCUUCGCUGCUACUAUGUUCAUAGGUGCAUUGGCAACGGUUGGGAUCUUGUUAAUCAGCUUGCUGGUGGUGUUAGCAGUGAUGUUGCAAUCUUGUGAAAGUAAAAAUUCAGGGGUUGUUCAAAGUCAGAAGUUAAUUUAUUAUCACAGAAUUUGCAACAUAUAUGCUCAGCAUGCGGAGCUCAGUGGCUUGAAAGAACAUGACUGUCCUCCCUUCUGCGGGGUUCUUGCUAAGCAAUACAUCAAAGGAGGUCUCUAUGCUAGAGAAUUAAAUGUCACAAAUGCAGUGAUUCAGAAUUACCUCGGUGCUGUCACAGCAGUAGAUGGUGGUCUAGAUGUUGUUUUGAUGGAUGCAGAUGACAUUUUAUCUCUACAUCCUCUUAACGUUGAUCUGGUCACAAACAGAUUUGAAAAUUUUGACAGUGAGAGUUUUGAAGAGGCAAAUCAUUUAAAGCAAAGUUAUCUCCUUCAACUGUACACGGAGUUGCAAGCACGUGGGUGGACUUUGGUUUUCUUUUCUAGAAAAUCCCAAAGAGAACAGAAUGUCGCCAGGGAGAUCAUAUAUUCUGCAGGAUUCAGAAGUUGGUAUUCUUUGAUUAUGAGAUCCGACGAUGAACUGCAAAUUGAUAGCAGAACGUACUUUUCCAGGCGAAGGGAAGCAUUGGAAAAGGAUGGUUUCCGGAUUGCAGGCGUAAUUAGUAGCCACAUGGAUGCUUUAACAGGUCCAUUCUCAGGGAAGUUGAUAUUAAAGAUUCCAAACCCAAUUUGUUACAAAUAUUCGUCGGCACAUUGACAUCCAAAAGAAGCAGUAUUGGUAUCACUCCAUGGUGGAUGACUGUUUCAAGUCACUGAUGCUUUGAACGUCAAUCCACUCGACUUAACCAUGCCUAAAUCAUGAUUAUCUCCAGAGCGAUUAUAUGGUGGAUGGUUGCCGAAGUGAUCAAAUUAAGUCUUCGCCGCGUAUGAGGAGAGUGAAGUACCUAUCUUCAAUUUUUCAUUUCUAUCUCUGGUUAGAAUCCACUACUAUUUGCGUCCCUUCUCUGGCAGUUCAAAGGGAAGGAAGGUAAAUGAUGUUGUUCAUGAUGAUUUCUUUUAUACCGGUUGCUGUAGGUUUUAUGUCAAGGAACUCAUAUACGAAUUUAAAAUGUGUAUUACCAAAAAUAUACAGCACGACUACAUUUCAGCUACUGUUAUAUUAAACGGGUUUUUUGCUUGCUUUUGAAACUA
Messenger RNA from Eucalyptus grandis, 1735 nucleotides. RefSeq lists its product as uncharacterized. The record is from RefSeq and is a predicted model, not a curated record. The transcript is spliced from 5 exons. The coding region runs from base 468 to 1301 and encodes 277 amino acids. NCBI's taxonomy places the organism in Eukaryota, Viridiplantae, Streptophyta, Magnoliopsida, Myrtales, Myrtaceae.